UACGUCACAGAGCGUAGCGGAAGGGAAUUGUGGGACGAGUGCGCGUGCCUUGUUUGCCAUGGCGGCCUCCAAGAAACAUUUGGAGUUCCACGCCAAACGACCCUGGCCCCCAGAGGAGGAGGAGGUAGAAGAUCCAGACGAGGACGACGAAGAUGAUAACGAUGAAGCCGAGAAUGGGUUUUCCCUGGAGGAGGUGUUACGGCUCGGAGGCACCAAGCAAGAUUAUCUUAUGCUGGCUACUUUGGAUGAAAAUGAAGAAGUGGUGGAUGGAGGCAAAAAAGGAGCAAUUGAUGAUCUUCAGCAAGGUGAACUAGAAGCAUUUAUUCAAAAUCUUAGUUUGGCCAAGUAUGCAAAGACUUUUUUAAUUGAAGAAGAUCAAUCAUCUGGAAAAGAAGAUGGCAGCAGCAAAGAAGCAAGAGUAUCUAAAGUAGAUAAUAAAAAGCAAAAUGCAGCAAAAAAUGAAAGUAAAAAAAGGCCAGAACAACAUCCUGAUGAGAACAACAGUACCAUACCAAAAGCAAAGAGAGAUAAACAACAGGACAUCUUUGAAUUUGUUGAAAGACAGACAUUGUUACUUAAGUCUGGAGGCAAAUGGUAUGAUCUGGAAUACAGCAAUGAGUAUUCUUUGGAACCCCAGCCUCAGGAUAUUGUGGCUAAGUACAAAACCUUGGCUCAGAAGUUGUAUGAGCAUGAAACCAACUUAUUCAAAAAUAAGACGAAUAAGCAAAAGGGAGCUUCUUCUGCCUGGAUGAAGGCAAUUGUUUCAUCAGGGACUCUAGGUGACAGGAUGGCAGCCAUGAUUCUUCUUAUCCAGGAUGAUGCGAUUCACACACUCCAGUUUGUAGAAACUCUGGUGAACCUUGUUAAGAAGAAGGGCAGCAAACAGCAUUGCCUCAUGGCUUUGGAUACUUUCAAGGAGUUACUCAUUACAGACCUUUUGCCAGACAAUCGAAAGCUACGGAUUUUCAGCCAGCAUCCUUUCAACAAACUAGAGCAGCUGUCCAGUGGCAACAAGGACUCAAGAGAUAGAAGACUCAUAUUAUGGUAUUUUGAACAUCAACUGAAACAUUUAGUGGGUGAAUUCGUGCAGGUCUUAGAAACUUUAAGUCAUGAUUCAUUAGUAACCACCAAGACCCGAGCCCUUGUAGUGGCUCAUGAGCUUCUUUGUAACAAACCUGAGGAAGAAAAGGCCCUUCUUGUGCAGGUGGUAAAUAAACUGGGAGAUCCUCUGAACAGAAUAGCCACCAAAGCCUCCCAUCUGCUAGAGACAUUGCUUUGUAAACAUCCCAAUAUGAAAGGAGUUGUGUGUAGUGAAGUAGAAAGGCUGCUCUUCCGCUCAAAUAUCAGCUCCAAAGCCCAGUAUUAUGCAAUUUGCUUUUUAAAUCAAAUGGCCCUCUCCCAUGAAGAGAGUGAAUUAGCUAACAAAUUAAUAACUCUUUAUUUUUGUUUUUUUCGGACUUGCAUCAAGAAAAAAGAUAUUGAAUCAAAAAUGCUCAGUGCCCUCUUAACUGGAGUGAAUAGGGCAUACCCCUAUGCCCAGACAGGUGAUGACAAAGUGAGGGAGCAGGUUGACACGCUGUUCAAAGUGCUACAUAUUGUGAACUUCAAUACCAGUGUGCAGGCUUUAAUGUUGCUUUUCCAAGUAAUGAAUUCUCAGCAGACAAUAUCCAAUCGAUAUUAUGCAGCAUUAUAUAGAAAGAUGCUGGAUCCAGGGUUGAUGUUGUGUUCUAAGCAAGCCAUGUUUCUUAACCUUGUCUACAAAUCUCUGAAAGCUGACAUCGUGUUGCGGAGGGUGAAGGCUUUUGUGAAGAGAUUACUUCAAGUUACCUGUGAACAGAUGCCACCAUUCAUAUGUGGAGCUCUAUAUCUUGUGUCUGAGAUUCUUAAAGCAAAACCGGGUUUAAGAAGUCAACUAGAUGAUCAUCCGGAAUCUGAUGGGGAAGAAAAUUUUAUUGACAUAGAUGAUGAAGAAACAGAAAAAUUCACUGAUGCAGAUAAAGAAACAGAAACAGAUACAGCGGGAAAAGUUGAGGUGGAAGAAACUGUGUCUGAAAGACAUGUGGAAACCAAAAAAUUAGAAUCUGCUUCUUGGGUGCACUUUGAUAAUUUGAAAGGUGGCAAACAGCUGAACACGUAUGAUCCAUUCAGUAGAAACCCUUUGUUCUGUGGAGCUGAAAAUACAAGUCUUUGGGAACUCAAAAAGCUAUCUGAGCAUUUUCAUCCCUCUGUGGCUCUUUUUGCAAAGACUAUCCUUCAGGGAAAUUACAUUGAAUAUUCAGGGGAUCCACUACAGGAUUUCACACUAAUGAGAUUCUUGGAUCGAUUUGUAUACCGAAACCCAAAGCCACAUAAAGGCAAAGAAAACACAGAAAGUGUUGUGAUGCAGCCAAAAAGAAAACAUUUUAUGAAGGAUAUUCGUAGUCUUGCUGUUAACAGUAAGGAAUUCCUUGCAAAAGAAGAAAGCCAAAUACCAGUGGAUGAAGUGUUUUUCUAUAGGUAUUAUAAAAAAGUUGCUAAAGAGAAGCAAAAAAGGAAUGAAGAUGAAGAAAGUAUAGAAGAUGUGGAUGAUGAGGAAUUUGAAAGGAUGAUUGACACAUUUGAAGAUGAUAAUUGUUUCAUCUCGGGAAAGGAUGAUCUUGAUUUUGCCAGCAACAUGAAGAAAAAGAAGGCAAAAGGAGCUAAGGAUGACUCAGAAGACGAAGAUUCAGAAGACGAUGACCUUGAUAACUUGGAUGAUGAUGAAGUUUCUUUAGGAAGUAUGAAUGAAGAAUUUACUGAACUUGAGGAAGAUGGAGGAACAUUCAUGGAUGUGUUGGAGGAUGAAAACGAGGGCAUUCCAGAACUUGAUAAAGUCAGCUGGAAAGUCAAUAGUAAGAAAAGCAAGAGAAGUGCAAAUGAUUUUGACUUUGCUGGGUCAUUUCAAGGACCAAGAAAAAAAAGGAAAAGAAAUCUUGAUGACGCCAACCUGUUUGUAUCUGCUGAAGAGUUUGGGCACCUAUUGGAUGAAAACAUGGGAUCCAAGUUUGACAACAUUGGCAUGAAUGCUAUGGCUAACAGAGAUAAUGCAAGUCUCAAACAGCUUAGGUGGGAGGCUGAACGGGAUGACUGGUUGCACAACAGAGACGUGAAAAGCAUCAUUAAGAGAAAGAAAAAUUUCAAAAAGAGGAGGCCAAAAAUCACUCAAAAAAUUAAAAAGCAAAGAAAAUGAGUUUUUCUAAGUAAAUUAAAAUUCUACUUACUAAUUUUUGCUGUUCAGAGCCAUUUUUCUUGAUCUUGCUCUCUGAUUCCGUACAUCCCGGACUGUUCAAUGGAUUUGUAAUAAACUAUAAAUAAAAA
Phacochoerus africanus (Common warthog) is the source of this 3336-nucleotide messenger RNA. It is a transcript of the gene CEBPZ, whose product is annotated as CCAAT enhancer binding protein zeta. The transcript has 16 exons. Gene Ontology annotation, cellular component: nucleus. Bases 59 to 3208 code for a protein of 1049 amino acids. The record is from RefSeq and is a predicted model, not a curated record. NCBI's taxonomy places the organism in Eukaryota, Metazoa, Chordata, Mammalia, Artiodactyla, Suidae.